GUAGAAGAUCGCAGUUAGUGAUCGAGCGUCUUAUAAGACGCGGAUCGAACAGUUCUCGGUUUUUCGCCAGUGCUUUAUCAUGCGGAUUAUUAAGCACAUUUCUGCGCUACUAACGUUUGUUUAUGUGUAUAUUGGUUCCGGGUAUGCACAAACUAAUAAUUGCGGGUACAAGAAUUUUCAAUGUCGCAAUGGAGAGUGUAUAGCUGGCGAAUUCUUAUGCGAUGGUAAAGUGAACUGUAGGGAUUCGUCCGACGAGACACAGGUCGAAUGUACGAAACCGGAGAUUUUAUGUCCUGCAUAUGCUUUUCGUUGUAAAUACGGUGCGUGUAUAAAUAGGGACAACGUUUGCAAUGGCAUCCAAGACUGCGUCGACAAUAGCGAUGAAACGCAACCUGGGUGCACGAGAAAUAAUCAAACAUCAGCAAGACCUCUAUGCCAAUAUAAUAAAUUUACAUGCACUGAUGGACAAUGCAUCAGUAAGACUAAUCUGUGCGAUGGAAAUAAAAACUGCGUGGAUGGUUCCGACGAAACAUCAGCACUAUGCGGGUCAUUGAUUUGUCCACCGACAGUUUUCCAAUGCGAUUAUGGAGCUUGUAUCGACGGUGAUCUACGAUGUAACGGAGAAGUUGAUUGCGUCGAUGGAUCAGAUGAAACUCCAAAAUCAUGUGGCAGAGGAUCGUGGUUUUUACGAUCAACGGUGCGACCAACAGCAGAACGAUUACCAGUACAACCUUCAUCAAGUCCUUUUGUUCCAAUAUCUGGCACAAAAACUUGCAAAGCCCCACCGCAACCGCAAAACGGUCAUUGGAAGUUGCAUCGAUCACAAUGUUCAAACACUGAACAGGACUGUGAUCUUUCAGAAGGAAUGAACUUAAGACCAGGCUCUUAUCUUAUUUACUCCUGCAAUCCAGGAUAUAAGAUAAAAGGUUCUAUGGAUGUAAGCUGCAAUAUUGAAGGAAAAUGGCUUAAUAUACCAAGUUGUAUAGAAAUACGCUGUCAAAAGUUAAGUACAACAUCAAUUAAUGCCAAUUGUACAUACAACAGUGAGUGGGUGUCUUGUAAUUCUCCAGUUUUACCUGGAACAAGUGCCAAAUUGUCCUGCCGAGACAGUUAUCAAUAUGAAAGCAAUAUACUUUCAAGUCAAAGAAAUUUUGCGAGAUGUAAUGAGAAUGGUCAAUGGGUACCAGAGCCUAUACGAUGUAUUCCAGCUCCGCUUACAAUAAAUGUUUACCUUAAUGAUACUAAUCUUGCGUUUCAUACCACUUUAGAUAGGAACAAUGCAACAUUUAUUGAAAUUUUGAAUGAUAGAAUCAUUAUAAAUACAAACACUAAAUAUGCAAAUUAUUCAAAUAUGGAGGGUGCCAACAUCAACAAUGAUUUAGCAACAAAAAAGCCGUGGACAUGGUCUUAAAAUUAUGUAAAAUAGUAAUAGAUUAUAAAUAAUUUUAUUUCUAUAGCUGGCAUAUAAUAAAAAAUUAAUUUCAAAAAAAGAAAAAUUAUUUUUUACUCUUAAGCACGUGGAGUUUCGAGGCUAAUAUUUUAGGGAAUUGUAAGAUCUACCGAUAGAAACUUACAAAAAAAGAAAAAAAAAAUUUCAGCCCUAUACCUGCGGAGUCCGAUUGGGCAUGCUUAUCCGGCUACGGCCU
Messenger RNA from Camponotus floridanus (Florida carpenter ant), 1646 nucleotides. RefSeq names its product modular serine protease-like. The record is from RefSeq and is a predicted model, not a curated record. Gene Ontology annotation, molecular function: protein binding. Bases 80 to 1411 code for a protein of 443 amino acids. The transcript is spliced from 5 exons. Lineage: Eukaryota; Metazoa; Arthropoda; Insecta; Hymenoptera; Formicidae. Gene Ontology annotation, cellular component: plasma membrane.